CAUCUGAAUCAGUUUCAUCCAUUUCUCAAUCUCAUUCAACUUUUGACAAGAAAAGCAUCUCAGUCCAAUCAGUUCAUCCACUUCAAAUUCAAAUGGUUUGCGAAAAGUGCAACAAAAAAUUAAGUAAAAAUUCAUUAGCAACACCAGAAGUAAGAGGUAUAGCAGGUUCAUCAAAUGCAAUCCAAAACCAAGGAAGAAAGAUUGGUGAAAACAAAUUAUUAUCUUCAAAAAAUCGUUAUAAUCCUUAUCAAUCUACAUCUGCCUCAUCAUCAUUAUCAAAAAAAUCAACUAAUCCAUCAAUCGGAAUCGGUAAAUGUUUAACAUGUAAAUCAUCCGUAGCAAGGAACGGUGCAAAGUACUGUCAAAACUGUUCUUUUAAAAAGGGUAUUUGUGGAAUGUGUGGAAAAAUAGUCACUGAUAUAACGUAUUCAAAACAAACUGCAAAAUAACUCAAACAAUUCGUUACAAUUUCUCAAGUUUUUCAAAUCUUAUUUCUAAACCAAACAUUUCAAUUGUCAACCAAAGGAAUAAUUGUAAUCCUACAUAUAUCACACUCUUCUAUUUUUUAUUCCUUAUGGUUUGUUGUUUGUAAACCUUUUGUAAUAUGAAGGAUGCAAUUGAUUUGAUGAUUUAU
Messenger RNA from Melampsora larici-populina 98AG31, 634 nucleotides. RefSeq lists its product as uncharacterized. NCBI's taxonomy places the organism in Eukaryota, Fungi, Basidiomycota, Pucciniomycetes, Pucciniales, Melampsoraceae. Bases 93 to 449 code for a protein of 118 amino acids. Gene Ontology annotation, biological process: cytoplasmic microtubule organization. Gene Ontology annotation, molecular function: microtubule binding. The transcript is spliced from 6 exons. The record is from RefSeq and is a predicted model, not a curated record.